UCAUUCUCCCUUUUAGUCAGCUGAUAAAUCCCGUCCACGCAGCAGUAGUUGUAGUAACAUCAAGUGAUAGUAUUUUUUAAAAGGAUCUUUCUAAUAUGCCUUUCGUAACCCUGACUACCAAUCUGUCUUCUGAAAAAGUGGACAAAGCCUUUUCGGAGAAGUUUUCGGAAAAGUUAGCAGAAACUUUAGGGAAACCCAUAGAACGUAUUUCAGUGACUGUAGUGGCUGGGCAGCAGAUGUGCCGAGGUGGAAGCUGGGACCCAGUGUGUGAGAUUCACGUGUUAGCCAUUGGACUAGAUUCCUCAGAGAAAACCCAAAAGCCAGCGGAAGAAUUGACCAAAUUCGUGUCUGACCGAACUGGCAUUCAACCUGCAAGAAUCUGCUUCACCUUCCGACCACUGCUACCUCAUCAGGUUUCCGUGAAUGGGGCUCUAAUGGGAUGACUUCAACGACCAUCGAGUGUGACUUCAGCCAUAAUAGAUGAUUUGGAAUGAGCUAGCAAUAAACUAUUCUAUAGU
Molecule: messenger RNA, 518 nt
Organism: Penaeus vannamei (Pacific white shrimp)
Lineage: Eukaryota; Metazoa; Arthropoda; Malacostraca; Decapoda; Penaeidae
Product: D-dopachrome decarboxylase-A
Molecular function (GO): phenylpyruvate tautomerase activity
Source: RefSeq, a predicted model, not a curated record